This is a messenger RNA of Thunnus maccoyii (southern bluefin tuna), 5801 nucleotides long. RefSeq names its product serine protease 12 (gene prss12). The transcript has 13 exons. The record is from RefSeq and is a predicted model, not a curated record. Gene Ontology annotation, biological process: proteolysis. Lineage: Eukaryota; Metazoa; Chordata; Actinopteri; Scombriformes; Scombridae. Gene Ontology annotation, molecular function: serine-type endopeptidase activity. Gene Ontology annotation, cellular component: membrane. The coding region runs from base 1144 to 3660 and encodes 838 amino acids.
UCAAGGGUGCUUUUCCCCUCCAUUAUAGUCCUGGCAGCUAGGUUGGAGCGGGUCAGCCGGCAAAAGGAGCGGGUAGUCGACUACUCACGCCGCUUACCCGGGCUAGUUUCGGCGUACGCCGGUUUCUAUUAUAAGUGAGCACACUUGAAAGAGCGCCGUGUGAUGGUGUCAUCAAAUCGGGCGCUGUUUUUCAACGUUUCCACGUUCCUCCUCCAAUCAGAGAAUAGGCGACUAUAUUGUAGACAAGAGGCGCUAUUUAAUUAUAUUCCAUUAAUCUCUCUCUCUCUCUCUCUCCCCCCCCCCUCUCUCUCUCAAAGAGAAACACAAACUCUCAAACACAAUGGAAAUUAUUUCUCCUAAAUUGUCUGAUCUGUCUGUCACCACGCACUCAUACAGGGAGACAGAAGGGAGAGAGAGCAAGUUCAUCAAUAUUUAAUUAUCCAUCGCUGUCUUGCAGGAUGCAGGUGAUGACUGGACUCCCAAAAAAGAUCCUGUUGAAUCUCCUCAUGAUAGUAGAUAGUAAUCGAGUUUUGCUUUUUGCAAAUAUCAAUAUUAUGAAGCCUUUUGUGGAUUAUACGUGAAGGAAGAACGUGCAUAUAGCAAAAGAUAAAUAGAAAUAGCCUUAUAUACUUAGAAAAGAAAGAAGAAAAUCCGGGCCUAACAAUGUGCAGUCUCAAUAUAUUUAGUUUUGUGAAAGUAUUGGGCUAUGAGGCGUAAAACGUGAAUAUGGAAUUAGGAAUAGGCUAUUUAAUUAAAGGCCUAUUGUAGGCUAGUAUAGGAAGGUUACCCCUUAACUCUACGUAAAUCUGAAAUUUGUAGGUAGAAAAAAAGCAGUAGCCUAUACGUGUGAAUAUAGAAUAAAUGGACGAAAAGUUGAAAAAAAUUAGGGGGAGUGGGGUGGGGGUAAUAACAGCUAUAACAGGCUAUAUAUUACUGAAUUUUCUUUUGGGGGCUGCCUGCCCAUUUGCCCACGCAAAUAGGAGUUUAAUUGAUCCGCGUCGUUUUUCGCUUCUCGGCGCUCACUCCCGUCCCACGGCAGGGCGAUGAGGCUGACUGAAAAGCGUCUCCUCCGCUGUUGAUACAAGCCAAUGUCAGUUGUAAUUUCCACUGUCAACAGCUGCCUACAACCAGAGACCUAACAACAUGAAUUUGGCAUUUCUUGCUUUAACAAGCGCGCUUUUGGUUGCGAACAGCGGCUACUGUUAUUCCAGCAGCGUCCCUUCAUUCAUCCUGCCGUUUAAUGACUGCGUCCAGAGCCGUGGGAAAGACGCCUUCUAUCGGGGUGCGAUAGACGUCACCGAGUCCGGCGCCCGGUGCAUGAACUGGACCGAAGUAGCCGGCUUCAAGGAGCGCUACCCGGAUAAAGGAAUAGGAGAGCACAAUCACUGUCGCAACCCGGACGGCAGGAUCCGACCCUGGUGCUUUUUUAGAAACCACAGAGGCAGAGUGGACUGGGGGUACUGCGACUGUAAACAAGGUUCAGUACGUCUGCAUGGAGGCCGCUCCAAGCUCGAUGGCAGGGUGGAAGUCUACCUGGGAGGGGUGUGGGGGUCUGUGUGUAGUGAUGGCUGGGAGGACGAAGACGCUGCAGUGGUUUGCAGACAGCUGGGCAAGGGGAUCUCAGGUCAUGCACGUGCAGUUCCUCUGUUUCGUCCGGGCAUGGCCAAGCUCCACUGGAGGUCGGUCCACUGCCAGGGAGAAGAGCCAGACCUCCUUCAGUGUCCCAAGACUCUCUGGAAUGGAGGGGAGUGCUCUCUGGCUGCAGCUGUUACCUGCACCCAGCAGAAAGCGGCAGUGAUGCUCCCUAUACGGCUGGUAGGAGGUCGAUUGGGGUCGGAGGGCACAGUUGAGGUCUUCCAUGCGGGGCAGUGGGGUUCCGUAUGUGAUGACCAAUGGGACGAUAGUGAUGCAGAGGUGGUGUGUCGACAGCUGGGGUUGAGUGGUGUGGCGAAGGCAUGGGGCCAGGCGCAUUUUGGCAAGGGCUCAGGCCGUGUGUGGCUGGACGAGGUGCGCUGCACAGGCAAUGAGCUCACACUGGAGCAGUGUCCAAAAAGUGCCUGGGGGGAACACAACUGUGUGCACUCUGAGGAUGCAGGAGUGUCCUGCAAUACUCUUACAGACGGUGCUGUUAGGUUGGUAGGGGGUGCAGAGAGCUAUGAGGGACGUGUAGAAGUCUUCUACCGUGGUCAGUGGGGGACAGUGUGUGAUGACGGCUGGACAGACUCCAACACACAAGUAGUGUGCCGCCAACUUGGUUACAGGUUAGGUGAGACUCUUGUUUCUGAAGGGUUAGACAUCACCCCAGUCCCACGCUUUGGAGUGGGGUCAGGUCCCAUUCUUUUGGAUGAUGUAAGCUGCACAGGGAAAGAGCCUAGCCUAUUGCUGUGCAACAAGAGGGAGUGGCUCCGUCAUGACUGCACACAUAAUGAAGACGUUAACAUCGCAUGCAGCCCUGAGCGCAAUGGGGACAGUCUUCCAACUAGUGUGCCAGUGAGGCUUGUGGGAGGAGAGAGCCCCAGGGAAGGCAGGGUGGAGCUCUAUCUGUCUGGUCAAUGGGGGACAGUGUGUGAUGAUGGAUGGACUGAUCGUGACGCCGAGGUGGUGUGUCGACAGUUGGGAUACAGUGGGGUGGCAAAAGCCCGUGUGAUGGCAUACUUCGGGGAAGGGACUGGACCCAUCCACAUAGACAACGUGAAGUGCAGCGGCGAGGAGCGCUCUUUAGCUGACUGCAUCAAACAGGCACCCGGCACACACAACUGUCGCCACAGUGAGGACGCUGGGGUCAUCUGUGACUAUGGUGAAUCCCAGCCCCGCUAUAAAGCGGUCAAAGAUCCUGUCAACUCAAUUUGUGGUCUUCGGCUCAUACACACUCGCCAGCGCCGAAUCAUAGGGGGAGAAAACUCUCUGAGGGGUGGCUGGCCAUGGCAAGCUGCGAUUCGUUUGCGAGGAUCUCGAGGAGACGGGAGGUUGGUGUGCGGAGCGACUCUAAUUGACACCUGCUGGGUUCUGACCUCGGCACACUGCUUCAAGAGGUAUGGAAACAGCACCAAGCAGUAUAAAGUCAGAGUGGGCGACUACCACUCCCUCGUCCCCGAGGAAUACGAAGAGGAGUAUGGUGUUGAUCAGAUUGUCCUCCAUCCAAGUUACCAUUCCCAUAGCAAUGAUUACGACCUGGCCUUGGUUCAUCUGUCACCGGGGGCAGUGGGCCAGAUGCCGGGAGAGUGUGUGUCAUUCAGCCGUCAUGUCCUUCCCGCCUGUCUGCCCAUGAGGAAAGAGCGAGUGGUCAAACAAGCCAGUAACUGUCACAUUACCGGCUGGGGUGACACAGGCCGUUCGUACUCCAAGACCCUACAGCAGGCCCCCCUCUCCCUUCUUCCCCGUCGUAUUUGCCAGCAGCAUUUCCACGGAGCUUUCACAAGCCGCAUGCUCUGUGCCGGCAGCAUUCAGGCCGAGAGGCGUGUGGACAGUUGCCGUGGUGACAGUGGAGGUCCAUUGGUGUGUGAGCGACCAGGAGGGGGUUGGGUGGUUUAUGGGGUCACGUCCUGGGGUCAUGCCUGCCGGACACAACAGUCCCCUGGUGUGUACACCAAAGUCUCUGCCUUCAGCUCCUGGAUACACAAAGUGAUCGGACGUGAUGACAGAAAAGACAAAAGGCGAUGAAAGGUGAAUGAUGAACUAAAAUAACUGACCUCUCAAUCAGAAAGAAUGACUCUCAAGACUUACUUGAUCGGGCAGGUGAUACAACAAUGUAUUUCAGUCAUGAAUAGUUGAUGCCAAUUAUUUGUUGAUGUAAUUUGUAACCUGACUUUCAAAUGGAGACAAUAAGGCAAUGCUGGACUUUUUCUCCUGGAAAUGUUUUAUAUUUUUUGGAGAGAGAAAGGCAUGACUUCUUUCUCAUGUAAGUCGUUAGCACUUAUUUUAACGAUUUAAUAUUCUCAUGAUCUGCAAGACUUUGGAUGGUGUUAAAUCUCAACUCAGAAUAUGUCGUACCUUACAUCUUUUUGUUGCUUGUUGUGAUAUUUCAUACUACACUAAAUGUCUUUUUUCUGUGCUUGCUUCUUCUUAUAAAGGUAUUGUAUUGUAAUUUAUGAUAUGAAAUAUGUGAGUAAGAAUGGUGAAAAGGGACCACCAGCAUACAGUAUACAUGCAUGCACUCUUGCAAACACAGUAAGUGAUGUCAUGAUAUGAAUUUGAAGAACCCCCAUUAGGUACUUAAUGCAUGAUAUUCAUUGCCUUUGUAUUAAGCAUUCUAGUCAUAUUGACAUUUGCCAAAGUUAAAUGCCUCGUCACCUCAUUUCAUUCUUAUUUAUGUUAAGUUUCUCCACUGUGCUCCUUGUUUUACUUUAUGUAAAAACAGAUUUCAGGUCUUAGUAAUAACUCAGGCAUUUAAAAUGUCCAGUCAGUAUUUGUCCUUGUCUUAGUGCUGCUCGACAUUAAGGAAGGGACUAAAAUGUUUGUGAAUCAAAGCACAUAACAGUAUUUUCAUGUGUUGAUUUGUCAUAUCGACAUUCUGUUAGUUCAUGUUAUUCUAUCCUGGUAGGAGAGUUCAGUGUUGUCAUUGUUUUCACAACACUGAACAGAGACAAUCUGGUACACUUGAAAGAAAAAAAAGAAGAAAAAAAAACAGACACUACACUGCCUUCUUAUUUGGUGUUUACUGAUUAUAUGUUGUUUCAAUGUACUGUAACAUUUCUCCAUAAACUGAGAUUUUGUAAAAAAAAAAAAAAAAAAAAAAAAAGUCUGAGUUUGAUAUGUGUUUAAUUGAUAUACUUUGAAUAUCUGGCCUGAAUAAUCUGCUUUUGUUAAAGAUCUUGGUGUUGUGUACUUCCUCAGUGGUUGUUGCACUUUACGUAUGUUACACAGCACAGUACUGAAAAGUAACAGCUGCUAGAACAACAGAGCUCUAUCAGGUCUGUUUCUGACUGCAAAUUGAGAAAGUGAGCACCACCGUGUCAGACAAUGUGUAUGCACACACACCCACACACAGUGUCGCUGGUAUGUCACGCCAUGUCUAUAGGAAUGGAAGCCAUUUUAUGAGUCCAUUACAAGUCAAACACGUCAUGUUGACUCAACAUACAUUUAAAAACAGGGACCAACUGUUACAGUGAGAAGCUGCAUGAAAGCUUUGAACAUAAAUAAGAAUAUUAUCGUAUCUGCAGCACUUGGUAUUUCUUGUUGUGCUUCAAAAGUCAAGUGCAGUUAUUAAAUUGUUGGAAAAUUAUGGUUAUAACUUGUUUGUUAUAAGCACAAUACUCUCUUGACAAUAAAUAUACUGGUAGGGUAGCCUUUCAGUUUUCAUAUUUUGCAAAAGAGCAACAUCUUCUGGUUACCCCAUCACAUGAAAAUGUGUUCUACAAUUCUGAAAAGAUGGCAGUGAAAUGUGACAUUUUGUUCUCCAAAUGGUCCUUGUUGCUGUAUAAUCGUAACUGAUUGUAUGUAUUUCCCUCCUACGCAAGAGAAUUUAAAUAAAAGACCUUCACUAUCACUAUCACUAUAAAUAAUCUUUAAAAAGACACAACAGAGAAUACAUAACUACAGUUUUUAUAAGUUCUUAUUGUAGAUAAACACAUUUGAAAUUCAAAUGCACAGUAAACCACAAGCCAAGACAUUUGCUCAAAUGAAAAAGCAAUAUAAAAGAGCAGCAUUGUCUGGCUCUGGAUGUGGUAAUUAAUGCAAUUUUUAUGAGAAAUGUUGCCACUGACAAUGUCUGCAUGCAUUACUGUCUUUGUAUCUGAACAUUUCUUCUUCCUCCUUCGUAGACUUUUUUUUUGCAUUGUAUUUUGUAUCAUGUGUGUCAAACA